AACAAAUUACUUUAAAAUAUACAAUUUUCAGUUUGUGGCUUGUUUAUAAGUUUUUAACACACAUUUAAUAUUGAAAAACAUUAAAUAAAUAUUAUUACUAUCAAUUAUUUCACCAUGGGUGAAUAUAGACAAACAUUAUUGUUCACAUCGGUCUAUUUGUUAAUGUUCACUAGGAUUACCGCCAGAUGGAACGCAGAUUUUUUCAAUUUGGAGCGUUUUCGCGAAAAUGUUAUUAGUAGAGUUUUCGUUGACUUACUGAACGAUUUCAAAACGUUGGAAGACGACGAGAUGAAGAUUAACUUUGGCGAAAACGAUAUAGCCUUAUUGUCGAGCAAAAAUUGUUUAUCAACUGCCAAAAAGUCUGAAGCGUUGGAGAAAUAUCAUAAAAAAUUCGAAGCACUUCACUGCGCCAACAGUUUGAUCUUGGCAUGGAUUUUGGAUAACAUCAAAGCCCUCGGCGAAGGGGACAAAACCGAAUUCGGAAAUUACAAAACUUACGUUGCCCGUAUGCUGUCUGUGCUGUACUACGGUCGUGUUAUCCCGCCCGUAUGGAUCAUUUUGGCUUACUCGAAAUUAGUCAUUGCCACCGACCCGGGCAGCUACUGGAAGUUCAUCGAAGAAAACGCCUCCUGUCCCGACGGCGUUUACACAUACCGCGACAAUUGCAAGUAUAAAAAUAUAAUUUCCAAAAUAACCGUGGAAACCUUGAACGUCGAACAGUUCGCCAAAGAGCUGUACGGCAACCAGAAACUAAAUGAAGCCUACAAGUACGCGAGUCUGUUCACCGAGGAAAAUAUCACUUUGGCGCACUUGACCGGCCGCCAAGAUGUUCUGUUCGAACAAAACCCCGUGAUCGAGCAAUUCACCUGGGAAGGUACGCGAAUGAGAAUGCAUGAACUUAGCAUCACUCAAAUGAAUUUGUACAACACUCAUCGAUGGCCCUUCUUUAUGAACCAGUGCAUGGUGUACCCCUCGGUUUUCCAACGAAUUGUCUACGCGACUGUAUUGUACUACUCGUGGUUUCAUCUAGCAUCGUACGAGUACGGUAGGACUCACUUGCCUCCUUGGUACGACAAGACAAGGCCUGGGCUAAAACAACGUCUAAAUGAACUAUGGUCUCGCGUCAUCGCACCAUUGCACGAGGCCAUUGAAAUAUUAGAUAUCGACGAUAAUGUAUUCUUGCCAACACUGCAGAAAGCGAUUGAAACUUCGACUCAGACGAAAACUAUUUCAAAAAACAUGUUAAACCACCUCGUGGUUAACAUGUCUGUCGUUCUAUAUACAAGUUUAACAGAAAUAUACACACCCACAAUGAGUAUGUUUACCCAUUUUAGGGUAAAAAAAAAAUCGGCAAGCGUGAACAUCAAAGAAAUGGAAGAUAAUAUCGAGGCUAUGGGAAAAUACAUCAGAACUAUUAAGGAUUUAAUAAAACCAAUGGACAAUAUGUUUUUUAUCAAGUUCGUUUGGCUGGAAUUGUUAAAAGAUAAAUACCUCGCUUUUUUACCUUACUAUAGAGCUUAUCCUAUGAGUUCAUCGUAUACAUAACAUGUAAGCAACUUUUUGUCAUGACUAGAAAUUAUUUAUUUAGUAAAACUAGUAAUUUAAUAAUAGUCAUAAAUGCCUAUAAAUUUAUAGUGUUAACAUAUGUGUAAUCUACUACCUAUAUAUAAAUUAUGUAAUUGGUACAUUCGCAAUUUUGGUGUUUUUUCUCGGUAUCUUCUGAAUUACUCUUAUUAAUUUU
Adelges cooleyi (spruce gall adelgid) is the source of this 1741-nucleotide messenger RNA. RefSeq lists its product as uncharacterized. The record is from RefSeq and is a predicted model, not a curated record. The coding region runs from base 115 to 1545 and encodes 476 amino acids. The transcript is spliced from 2 exons. NCBI's taxonomy places the organism in Eukaryota, Metazoa, Arthropoda, Insecta, Hemiptera, Adelgidae.